UGAUAGGUUUGCGGAAGAGUGCAUUAUUUACAUUGCUAGUUCGGCGAGCACUCAUGCGCGGGGAUCUCCAUGAGAUCGCGACGCUAGUACGCCGGACUCGCCCGCCCCGCCGCGCCAGGUAUAUGGUAUAGAUAUACUUGGUAUAGUAGUCACCGAGCGAUUGAUGCGAGCUGCUCAUACCAGACAUGUAAAUGUAUAUUAAAUCAUAAUAUGCUACUUGUUUAUUCUUACUAGAAGUCAGUAUUGCAGGUGCGGAAGUCUUAUCAUCAGCCGUCACUACACAUACAUAUUUAAAAGACCUAGUCUAUUCCAAAAAUAGAUUUUGACAUUUGAAUUAUCGACUCUUUGUGGAGUGUGUACGUGUGUGAUCCAGGCCAAGGCUGGCUGAUUUCCAUGGGGAUGUUGCAGAUCGACUCACAUCACAGAAGUUUGUGCUUGUAGUUUGUAUGCUUGAAAAGAAAAGUUUAUUGGAGUUUUGGUGCUGGUGGUGUAAGAAACUACGUAUUUCUUGACAGAUAUCAGGAAACUGGGAUGUCACAAUGAGGCUUCUACGCAGAUUCCGGAGAAGCAGUUUUUGCUUUCAGCUAGCAGUGAUAGGUCUGCUGGCUGUCGUGAUUGUUAUGCUGGGAUCUCGUCUGCAGGCGGACAAUAUUGAUGAGGCAGUCCUACUUCAUAAUCUCAGGAAGGAGUUACAUAGGGUGGGUGGGCAUGUGGAGAGAGAAAUGCAAAAAACCGAGAUUCCCUUGGCAAGCAAGGCUAUGUGUGGUAACUUUGAACCUUGUCCGAUCAGCAAGUUUGCUUACAGGAUACAGACAGGUUUUCAGAACAAACACAGACCUGAGAUGUGCCUUGAAGAUGACUAUGGAGUGUUUCCUCAGAUUGAAAUGGGAAGGGGGCUGAAUAUAUUGCACAUAGAUGAACAUACAAAGAAGGUCAAGAGGAAAGGUCAUUUGACACAUAUUUACAUGUAGGCUUAAUGCUAUUUGGCCACAGGCGGCAUCGUGGCCGCAGGAGAGUGGCAUCAAAUAAAGAUAGUGCCGAACUGAUAGCAUUCCUAGACGGCGUCCCUCCGAGGGAUGUGAUCAUGGCAGUCACAUUUGACGACGCUACCAACCGGUUAGCACCAGAAGCGGUGAAGAUAUUUGAGAAUCAUUUUGGGAGUAAACUGGUCCAUCUACUAGGCUAUCGUUCAAUGUGGGCUUUCAUUGGGCAGAAGUAUGUUGAGCAUGACGGGGAGCAUGAAAAGUAUACGUUGAAGAAAGCAAAUGAAGAAUGGGGCGCCCAAGCAGACGUCAAUGGAUGUUUCUCAAUACCAUUGAGUCAAAAGAAACAACCAUCAAACUUUGGUGGAAUGCCAUACCAGAACCUGUGCAUGGUGCCCCGAGUCUGUGAGAGUAACGAGGUCGCUGUUCAUAUUGAGUCGGGUCACUCAGCAAAGAAGAGUAAGAUAUCUCCCAGAUUCUGCUUCGAUGGCAAGACGAUGCUGGGUGACCAUAAAAUUGACAGUGUGAGACCAGCAAAGAGAGGGUUGAAUUUCCUUGUAGUAGACCCACAAACUGCAGAGGUUGUAAGCUCUGGCAGCUUUGAUACAUACGAGUCAUCUAUCAAUGACAAAAAGUGUGCAGACUUUCUGAGAUCAGUAGGUCCAGGAAUGAUGGUGUUAGGAGGUACAUUUGAUGAGGCGUCAAAAGAACUUGGAUACGACACAAAACGUGAGCUACAGAGCCUUGGAGCUUCGAAGAUCCAGGACCUGGGCUAUCGAGAGAUGUGGGCAUUUAUUGGUCAGAAGGGUAUCAACGGUCACACCCCAUAUGAGAAGGUCAGCGAAGAUUUCAACGACGGGUGGGGUAUCAAGGCUGAGAUCUGGCAGUGCAUCCCCAAAUUCAUCAACGGAUCAUCCGUAACCAAUACAGUGAUGGGACUCAAGAAAAAGACAGAGUUCUGUCAGAAGUACCAUCCAAACUUCCGAGAGAUGUGCUCACCAGUCAACAUCCACCGUCCCAUCAUGCCCCUGAAGCUUGAUGACGAGAGCCUGGCUUCGAAUCCUGCCUACUCUACACCUAUCAUAGUCGUACCAGGAUCUGACCUGGAAGCACUUCAACGUACCCUUGAGUCUCUGAUAGCGCUACCAGGCCUUCAGAGUCAUCUUGUGGUUGUCAUUCUGGAAGGAAACUUUGCUCAACCUAACGAACUUGUAGGAGUCUAUAACUUCAGAACACAAUACGUCAAGGCUAAAUCUCAGUACUUAUAUGCCCUGCAUGCAGGCAUGGAGGAGGCCAUGGGUCUUUUUCCAAAAAGCGAAUACUUUCUCAUCAUUGAGGAGUAUGUAGAGGUGGCUCCUGACUUUCUACGCUACUUCUCUCAAACCAUGCACCUCUUGGAAGAUGAAACAAUCCUGUCUAUAUCUGCAUGGAAUGAGCAUGGGUUCAAGCAUACAUCAGGAGACACAGGAUUGUUGUACAGAUCUGAUACCUUCCCAGGAUAUGGAUGGUUGCUGAGGAGGAGUGUGUGGAAGAAUGAAAUGAAGAAGAACGAGGCAAACUGCUGCAUAGAUCAGACAUGGAGGGGAUGGUUGAAAGACGACAAAAGGAAGAAUAGAGAAUCUAUCGUACCUGAUGUGUCAAGGGUCAAAAGGUCACUCAAACCGGGCAUCUACGAAGACAGACCUUUCUUAGAAGAGUACCUGUCAAAUAGAACGAUGACAAGUGAUCCUGGGACUGAACCAUCAAGGGUGUUUUAUCUCAAGCUAGUGGAGUAUGAGAAAUAUAUGAAACAGCUCGUUAAAGAGGGGAUACCCCUGGAUCGUAAUCUGCUGAUAGGCUGUGACACCUUGGGCAAGACAUCGUUAGAUUUAUCAGGGUUUACAAGAGGAGCAUAUACAUUAUUUUAUCGUCAAGACUCCGCGACAGACUUCAAGGUGUUAGUGAAGCUUGCUAAAUGCCUUGGGAUAUACAUCUACAAUGGAGACACAGUAAGAGGCUUACACAAGGGAGUACUAAGAUUGGUGUACCAAGGACAGCAGUUGGUAUUGGUAGGAACCAAAUCACCUUAUUACCAGUACAAACCAAUCACAGCUGUUCCCUACUAGGGGCCAACACCUUCUUCUUCCUCGCUUGAGGGUAAACAGUUUCACUCUGUUGAAGAUGGAUGGCCAACAUCUUCACCCUUCUAAGGGGCUUACAUCUUCUCAUGAUGUCUUCAAGGAAGUGGCCAGGAGGACAUGUCUAUUUAUUCUAAGAGUACUAUUGCAGCUGAAUUAUUGUUGGGGUACAACUUGACGCCGAUAAGGGGGACUGGACUUCAGAAGAUGGAGAAUAAGAGGUACCAAGAUGGUGCAUGGCAACGGAUUUUAAGCUGGCCUCUUCUUCUUCUUCAAUAUAUGUCGACAGACUUGUUAGUCCAUGUAAAGACACAGAAACGAAGCACGUGGUCAGGGAAUAGAGCAAUCUUUUAUCUGCCAGUAUUGUUGAGAGGAAGGCUUAAAUAACUGGUAGGUUGAGAUAUUUUGGGAAGUGAAAGCUUUCAAGAUCUUCUCUCUUCAUAUAACACUUUGAUGGUCUCUCAAGUGAGAGAAAUCAGGGUAUGUAGUGUCAAGCAAUACCUGGUAUGUGGAAUGUAAUGUACUGUUUGUUAUUUUCGUGUAAUUAAGUGUUUGCAAAGUCAUUGACAUUUUCAUGAAAACUUGUGUUAUUUGCUAUUUUGGUUCCAUUAAUGACAAGUACAUUAGGGGGUAUCAUGGAGUUUCUAUUUAGGAUGAAUAGAAUCUGGCUAACUAAAGCAAGAUAUGAGGUAAUGUUGAAGUACCAUAGUGCUUACAAAAUUGGGAAAGAAAGCGAACAAACCAUUUAGUGAGUAAAAAUCACAUUGACUUACUACAUGAAUAAGACUGUUUAAGGAA
Molecule: messenger RNA, 3898 nt
Organism: Strongylocentrotus purpuratus (purple sea urchin)
Lineage: Eukaryota; Metazoa; Echinodermata; Echinoidea; Camarodonta; Strongylocentrotidae
Product: protein O-linked-mannose beta-1,2-N-acetylglucosaminyltransferase 1
Exons: 21
Coding region: 977-3088 (703 amino acids)
Biological process (GO): protein O-linked glycosylation via N-acetylgalactosamine
Cellular component (GO): Golgi membrane
Molecular function (GO): beta-1,3-galactosyl-O-glycosyl-glycoprotein beta-1,3-N-acetylglucosaminyltransferase activity
Source: RefSeq, a predicted model, not a curated record